AAAACGAGCUAUUUCGGGCCCCGGCGCGCAGCCCCCGGGGGCCAACCUGGAGUGUUCAUGCUCAUGCCCCCUGGCCGCUGAGCACCCGAGGCUGAGUCAGAGGCACAGAAUUAGGCCCGACCUACUCUGGGGUAGGGUCUGUUCUGUGUCCUCCUGACUGCCUGGCAUGGGUGCAGCAUUCUCCAGGAGUCUGUUACUAAGACUGAUGCGUCAUCCUCAGAGCUGCCAGCCCGGCGGGAGAUGGAUUAAGAGGACUGAGAACUCUUUGGUGGACUAAUCGGGACCCAGGGUCCCAACUGCCACAAUGAUUAGCCACACCUAUAAGGGUCUGCCUCCUAGACCUUUAGCUUCCCCUUCUAGAAAUGGAAAAAGGCUUAAUGACAUUUCCCUGGUGUCCUUUUCCAGGCAUCCAGCAGGCGUUUAAUAACUGGCCAAGUAAUUAUUGAAGUUUCUAAAUAAGGAAUACUAAUGGCUGAGUUUGGCCUCAAUCCCAGUGUCCCUGAGAGGCCCGCCGCAGGGGCGGCACAGGGCACAGUAUAAAUCGGAGUCAGCGUGCGUUUGGGCACUGCGGGGCCCAGGGUGGCAGCGUAGGAACAGGAUGGAGAUCCCCGUGCCUGUGCAGCCUUCUUGGCUGCGCCGUGCUUCAGCUCCUUUACCGGGUUUCUCUGCUCCGGGACGCCUCUUUGACCAGCGUUUCGGCGAAGGGCUGCUUGAGGCAGAGCUGGCUUCACUGUGCCCUGCUGCGAUCGCCCCCUACUAUCUGCGCGCCCCCAGUGUGGCGUUACCCACAGCCCAGGUGCCCACCGACUCUGGGUAUUUUUCCGUGCUGCUGGAUGUGAAGCACUUCUUGCCAGAGGAAAUCUCUGUCAAGGUGGUUGACGACCAUGUGGAGGUCCAUGCUCGGCACGAGGAGCGCCCGGAUGAACACGGAUUCAUUGCUCGAGAGUUCCACCGCCGAUACCGCCUGCCUCCUGGUGUGGACCCUGCUGCUGUGACCUCAGCACUGUCUCCUGAGGGUGUCCUGUCCAUCCAGGCCACACCAGCGUCGGCCCAGGCCCAACUUCCGUCACCACCUGCUGCCAAGUAGGGGUCCCAGCAGCACAGGACCGAACCCAGGAAGCCUCUUUAGGCUCUCUUUUAAAAGCCGAUCUGACUCCACUGCCCAGCCAGAUGUCCCAAUCGCUGUCAAGACAGCCCUUCCCAACCACAUCUAGAUGUCCUCCGGAGACCUUUCCACCCCAAACCCUACCUGAGCCUUAGUAACCUAGACAGCCUCCCUAAGCCUACCUGAGCCCUAGGAACCUAGACACCCUCCCUAAGCCCUCUCCCAGCUUUCCGGCCCGACCCAGGACACCUCUCUAGGGACAACACAAACACUACUGUCACCCCUCAGCCAAGGCUCCCAUCAAACUGACCCCACUUUGGGCUUCUAUCACCACUCAGGCCUCCUACCGCACUUGUAACCUGUGUAGAAUACCCCAAGGUGACACCAGAGUACAGUGUAGUCACCUAAUUCUCCACAUGGAGAAACUGCAUGGGCUUUCCACAUCAGCACAUCCAAGCCUAGUCCACCCGUCCUACCCACUAGUCCUGCUCUUGUAACCUAAUGCUCCUCUGCCCCAGCCCACUUUCCCACUUAAAACUCCAGGCACCCGAAUUCUUGAAUACUAUUCUGACUUCCAAGUCUUGGGAAACCUAUUCCCAACUAACCAGGAACCCCAACUCAAAUUGUAUGGACACUUCAACGUCUCCAGAUAUGCUAGGCCAAUGAACAAGAACCCUUGAGUUCCUCUGUCCCGGCUGCCCAUCUGCAGCCAGAUGUCUUAGGGAGCCUCCUCCACAUCUGCCAUUCUCUAAGGUCACACCUUCACUGCCAACAUUUCCCAUCUCCGCAGGCCUUCCUACCAUCAGUCCCCAAUAAAUGCACUUGAGAUUUGUCAA
This is a messenger RNA of Mus caroli (Ryukyu mouse), 1941 nucleotides long. It is a transcript of the gene Hspb6, whose product is annotated as heat shock protein family B (small) member 6. Gene Ontology annotation, biological process: response to heat; protein refolding; negative regulation of apoptotic process. Gene Ontology annotation, cellular component: cytoplasm; nucleus. The record is from RefSeq and is a predicted model, not a curated record. Gene Ontology annotation, molecular function: structural constituent of eye lens. NCBI's taxonomy places the organism in Eukaryota, Metazoa, Chordata, Mammalia, Rodentia, Muridae.